Messenger RNA from Scomber japonicus (chub mackerel), 1383 nucleotides. Its product is annotated as calcium/calmodulin-dependent protein kinase type IV. Gene Ontology annotation, molecular function: calcium/calmodulin-dependent protein kinase activity; calmodulin binding; ATP binding. Gene Ontology annotation, biological process: protein phosphorylation. The transcript has 12 exons. The coding region runs from base 1 to 1383 and encodes 460 amino acids. The record is from RefSeq and is a predicted model, not a curated record. NCBI's taxonomy places the organism in Eukaryota, Metazoa, Chordata, Actinopteri, Scombriformes, Scombridae.
AUGCCGACGUCCCGGCCCGGGUCUGAGCCGGUGGAGUUCUGGGUGGACGGGUCCAGGAGGGACGGGACCGUGGAGGAGGUCUACAAUCUGAGCACCGAGCUGGGCAGAGGAGCGACGUCCAUCGUUUAUCGCUGUGAGGAGAAAAACACCCAGAAACUGUUCGCAGUUAAAGUCCUGAAGAAAACGAUCGAUAAGAAGAUCGUCCGGACGGAGAUCGGAGUCCUGCUGCGUCUGUCGCACCCCAACAUCAUCCAGCUGAAAGAAAUCUUUGAGACGGACACUGACAUCGCUCUCGUGCUCGAACUCGUGACCGGUGGCGAGCUGUUUGAUAGGAUCGUGGAGCGAGGCUACUACAGCGAGCGAGACGCCGCUCACGUCAUCAAACAGAUCCUGGAGGCCGUGGCGUACCUCCAUGAGAACGGUGUGGUUCAUCGGGAUCUGAAACCGGAGAAUCUUCUCUACGCGGAUCUUUCUCUGGACGCUCCGCUGAAGAUCGCUGAUUUCGGUCUUUCCAAAAUCAUCGAUGAUCAGGUGACCAUGAAGACGGUCUGUGGAACGCCGGGGUACUGCGCUCCGGAGAUUCUACGAGGAAACGCGUACGGACCCGAAGUAGACAUGUGGUCUGUGGGAGUCAUCCUCUACAUCCUGCUCUGUGGGUUCGAGCCGUUCUUCGAUGCGAGGGGGGACCAGUACAUGUACAGCCGGAUCCUCAACUGUGACUACGAGUUCGUGUCUCCGUGGUGGGACGAGGUCUCCCUCAACGCCAAGGAUCUGGUCAGUAAGCUGAUCGUGUUGGACCCUCAGAAGCGUCUCAGCGUGCUCGAGGCGCUGCAGCACCCGUGGGUGCUCGGCAAGGCGGCUCGCUUCUCCCACAUGGACACGACCCAGAGGAAGCUGCAGGAGUUCAACGCCCGCCGCAAACUGAAGGCAGCCAUGAAGGCCGUAGUCGCCACCAGUCGGAUGCACGAAUGUUCUCGCCGUCGUACCGACAGCUGUGAGAUUCCGGGUUCGGGGACGUCGAGGCAGAGCAGCAUGCAGCAGGACCCCCCCCCUGAGUCUACAGACCCCCCCCCUGAGUCUACAGACCCCGCCCCCACCGACCCAGAGGCCCCGCCCUCAGAGGAACGAUCACAGGAAGAGUUCAAACCCGCCAAUCAAAGCCAAACACAACCUGGCUCCCCCUCCACCAUCACAGCCCCCGCCCCCACCACAGGCCCCGCCCCCACCGCAGGCCCCGCCCCCACCAGGCCACCGCUGCGGGCAGACGGGCAGCGGCAGGCGUCCGUCAUCCCCAAAACUGUGCUGGUCCAACCCCGCCUGCCUCAGAAGAGCUGCUCCGUUGAGCCCGCCCCCCCCCCCGCUGACCACGCCCCCCAGUCCUAA